GUGUUACAAAGUUGGUGUCCGAAUUCCCGGUCCACUCGAUUGUAGCAACUCUUCUCCAACAAUCACACACCGACAGCACGAUAACGGCUCCUAUUUUAAGGUCUUCUUCGAUCGCAGGAAUAUCGUUGGAUUUGUCCGCAUCACGACAGCCGAUCAUCGCUGAAAGAUGUCUGAAGGAUGGUGUUUGACAGAAUCCGAUCCGGCUAUCUUCACUAUCUUGUUGUCCGAACUGGGCGUCUCUGGAUUACAGGUUGAAGAGCUAUGGAGUUUGGAUAAUCAGAGUCUCGAGCAAUUGAAACCGGUACAUGCGUUAAUUUUUCUGUUCAAAUAUGUAAAUUCGGAUCAACGAGACCCAAGUAAACAAGCUGGAGAACAACAACCAGCACCGCCAGGGACUUGGUUCGCGCAUCAAGUGAUUACGAAUGCCUGUGCCACCCUGGCCAUCCUCAAUGCAGUCAUGAACAUUCCCAGCACGUCUUCCAAGAUCCAACUAGGCCAGGAGUUAAGCCAACUGAAGGAAUUUUCAGUGGAUCUCGACUCGCAGAUGACCGGAGAACUCUUGACUAAUUCGGAGAGGAUCAGAGCAGUUCAUAAUUCGUUCGCACGUCCGGACCCAUUCCAACGAGACGAGCCGAAGCAAAUGAGCACUGAGGAUGCGUAUCAUUUUAUUACGUAUCUGCCGCUCCAAGGGAAGUUGUACGAGUUGGACGGGCUCAAUGGAUUGCCGGUCUUCCAUGGGAAAAUCCCCGAGGGACAGAGCUGGACGAGCCUUGCUCGCGAAGUGAUCCAGAACCGGAUCAACACGUAUUCUAGCACCGAAGUGCAUUUCAAUUUGAUGGCGGUAUGUGAAGAUCGACUGAAUGUGUUAGAAGAAAGGAAGGCGAGUAUGACAGUAGAUAGUAUGGGCUAUGAGAACCUGAAGAUGGAGAUAGAGGCCGAAGAAGCCAAGCGAAAGCGAUGGGCGGAAGAAGUGGCCAUCAAGCGACACAAUCAUAUCGGCUUGAUACAUGCGUUGAUGGUCGGGUUGGCCAAACAUGGAUCCUUGGCCGAGCGGGUCAACCUCGCCAAACAGAAGAUGGUCGAUCGUCAGAGGAACCGGACUGGCGGACAUGAGAUGCAAUUGGACUGACUUUCUUAUAACUUCCUUCCCCCCUCUUUUGCUUUUGGAUGGAUAUGUUGUUCAUUACUCUGUGUUUACAUACAUAUGGUCACAACGUCAUCGGGAUCCGUCGGCAUGCAUUCGAAGCGUUUGGUGGACUCGCUCGUCAUCCUAGAAAUCAUGUUGUGGACGGGAGAGUUGGAGCUUUAACAGGAACUAGGACACACUCAAAACUUGCUCAAUUUAGCCUCUGUUUUUUUAAAUAAAAAAAAAAUAAAGGGGGAUUUUUAGGCUUGAAUCAACAUAAGUCUCCCCCUCCUUUCUUUUGGUUUGCUUGGAAGGAGAAUGCUAUGAGACUCUCACUGAAUAGGAGAAAUAUGGAUGAUAAAAAAAAAGACUCAUGAAAAACCGGCGAUGGAUGGUGAUGAUGAUUCGAUGCUUAAUGUGGGCCUUUAUACCAUGG
Messenger RNA from Puccinia graminis f. sp. tritici CRL 75-36-700-3, 1562 nucleotides. RefSeq lists its product as uncharacterized. Gene Ontology annotation, biological process: ubiquitin-dependent protein catabolic process; protein deubiquitination. The record is from RefSeq and is a predicted model, not a curated record. NCBI's taxonomy places the organism in Eukaryota, Fungi, Basidiomycota, Pucciniomycetes, Pucciniales, Pucciniaceae. Gene Ontology annotation, cellular component: cytoplasm. Gene Ontology annotation, molecular function: cysteine-type deubiquitinase activity. Bases 167 to 1129 code for a protein of 320 amino acids. The transcript has 10 exons.